This is a messenger RNA of Pterocles gutturalis (yellow-throated sandgrouse), 2320 nucleotides long. RefSeq names its product ralA binding protein 1 (gene RALBP1). Gene Ontology annotation, molecular function: small GTPase binding; GTPase activator activity. Gene Ontology annotation, cellular component: membrane. The transcript is spliced from 9 exons. The record is from RefSeq and is a predicted model, not a curated record. Gene Ontology annotation, biological process: positive regulation of GTPase activity; small GTPase-mediated signal transduction; endocytosis. NCBI's taxonomy places the organism in Eukaryota, Metazoa, Chordata, Aves, Pterocliformes, Pteroclidae. Bases 62 to 2026 code for a protein of 654 amino acids.
CCUGCUGCAGGUGUGAUGGACAGGUAGCAGAAGAUUUCACUUUUGAUAUCAGGGAAUCAGAAUGACUGAGUGCUUCCUGCCUCCAACUAGCAGCCCCAGUGAACACCGUCGGGUAGAACACAGUGGGGGUCUUGCUCGUACUCCCAGCUCCGAAGAAAUCAGUCCCACAAAAUUCCCUGGAUUGUACCGCACCGGUGAGCCUUCACCACCUCAUGACAGCUUGCAUGAGCCUCCAGAUAUAGUAUCUGAUGAUGAAAAGGAGCAUGGGAAGAAGAAAGGAAAAUUUAAGAAGAAAGAAAAAAGAACGGAAGGUUAUGCUGCAUUUCAAGAGGACAGUUCCGGUGAUGAAGCUGAAAGUCCAUCAAAGUUGAAGCGGUCCAAGGGAAUACAUGUCUUCAAGAAACCCAGCUUUUCAAAAAAAAAGGAAAAGGAUUUUAAAAUAAAAGAGAAACCCAAAGAUGAAAAACAUAAGGAAGACAAACAUAAGGAAGAUAAACAUAAGGAGAAGAAGUCAAAAGACUUAACUGCAGCAGAUGUUGUAAAACAGUGGAAAGAGAAGAAGAAAAAGAAAAAGCCAAUUCAGGAGACAGAGAUACCUCAAGUGGAUGUUCCAAGUCAUAGACCCGUGUUUGGCAUUCCUUUGUCUGAUGCGGUAGACAGGACCAUGAUGUAUGAUGGCAUCCGCCUGCCAGCAGUUUUCCGUGAAUGUAUAGAUUAUGUAGAGAAGUACGGCAUGAAAUGUGAAGGCAUCUACAGAGUUUCAGGAAUAAAAUCAAAAGUUGAUGAGCUAAAAGCAGCCUAUGAUCGGGAAGAAUCUCCCAACCUGGAAGAAUACGAGCCCAAUACAGUAGCCAGCUUGCUGAAACAGUACCUACGAGAACUGCCUGAAAAUUUGCUUACCAAAGAGCUAAUGCCCCGCUUUGAAGAUGCUUGUGGAAAGAGCACAGAAGCUGAGAAAGUUCAGGAGUGCCAGAGGUUGCUGAAAGAGCUGCCAGAGUGUAACCAUCUCCUAAUUUCUUGGCUAAUUGUGCAUAUGGACCAUGUUAUUGCAAAGGAACUGGAAACAAAAAUGAACAUCCAGAAUAUUUCUAUAGUGCUCAGCCCUACUGUCCAGAUCAGCAACCGUGUCCUGUAUGUAUUUUUUACUCAUGUUCAAGAGUUCUUUGGGAAUGUGACCUUAAAACAAGUGACAAAACCUCUUCGCUGGUCAAAUAUGGCAACAAUGCCAGCACUUCCAGAAACACAAGAAAGCAUCAAAGAAGAAAUCAGGCGACAGGAGUUUCUACUGAACUGUUUACACAGAGACUUGCAGGCAGGGAUAAAAGACUUAUCCAAAGAAGAAAGACUCUGGGAGGUACAAAGAAUUUUAACAGCUCUUAAGAGGAAACUAAGAGAAGCUAAGAGACAGGAGUGUGAAACAAAGAUUGCACAAGAAAUUGCUAGCCUUUCAAAGGAGGAUGUCUCCAAAGAAGAAAUGAAUGAGAAUGAAGAAGUUAUAAAUAUUCUGCUUGCACAGGAAAACGAGAUUUUAACAGAACAAGAAGAACUGCUGGCCAUGGAGCAGUUUCUGCGGAGACAGAUUGCCUCGGAGAAGGAAGAAAUAGAUCGCCUUCGAGCAGAAAUAGCUGAAAUACAAAGUCGCCAGCAGCAUGGCCGAAGUGAAACUGAGGAAUAUUCUUCUGAGAGUGAAAGUGAGAGUGAAGAUGAGGAGGAACUGCAGGUCAUCCUGGAAGAUUUGCAGAGACAGAACGAGGAACUGGAGAUAAAGAACAAUCACCUGAACCAAGCGAUUCAUGAGGAGCGAGAGGCCAUCAUAGAGCUGCGAGUACAGCUUCGACUACUGCAGCGAGCUAAAUCGGAGCAGCAGGUGCAGGAAGAAGAGGAGCCAGAAAAACGCACGGGUGUUUCUCAGCAGCAAAGAGACACUGUCCUGGAGACAAAAGCAGCCAAAGAGCAGCCAAAAGCAAGCAAGGAGCAGCAAGUCAAGCCAUCGCCAAGUAAAGACAGGAAAGAAACUCCAAUUUGAUCCAGCUCCUUGGAUAUGCAUAAAAUCAACUGAACUGUGCAAAUUACUGUAAUUUGAGUAAAACUGCACAAGUUAUUGCUGGCUGUGUACAUUCUGUAAAGAAACUUUUCUUUUAAGCCCUGGAGACUUUUGUCUCUAAUACUUGUGGCUUCUACUCAUCAGAUUCAGGUGAGUUUGGAGAAGCCAGAAGAGUUUUCCAGUUAGUAUCAGAUUAUUUCAAUACUGGUUUUCUUCAGGUGAUUUAAAAUAAUUCAGCAAGUUUUAUGUUAAACCAAAAUCAUUAUUUACAUUCAU